Messenger RNA from Hipposideros armiger (great roundleaf bat), 2228 nucleotides. It is a transcript of the gene IHO1, whose product is annotated as interactor of HORMAD1 1. The transcript is spliced from 6 exons. Gene Ontology annotation, cellular component: condensed nuclear chromosome. Gene Ontology annotation, biological process: homologous chromosome pairing at meiosis; meiotic DNA double-strand break formation; DNA recombination. The coding region runs from base 1 to 1521 and encodes 506 amino acids. NCBI's taxonomy places the organism in Eukaryota, Metazoa, Chordata, Mammalia, Chiroptera, Hipposideridae. The record is from RefSeq and is a predicted model, not a curated record.
AUGUCCUCUUUUAGUGAACCUAGUAUUUUUACAAAGUACCAGACAAAGCCCCAGCUGUUUGGAGGAGACACAAAAGGUGGAGGCUUAUUUCCUCUUCCUUUGCCAGCUGGAAAAUCAAAAGGCCUCUUGGAACAGUUUGAGGAGAAAAAGAAAAGGGCCCAAGACAAAUGUGACAGUGAGGCUCUGUACAACUUCAUUUCCCAGAUCAGAGAAAACAUUCACAAGUUGCAGACAUCUGUGGAAAAGUCUGAGGAACAUUUCAGUUCAAGAAGCCAGUCUAUUUUGGAUUCUUUGGAGACUGUGGUCAAGACAUUGCAAGAAGCUGCCCAGGCCCAGAGCGAUCUGGCAUUGGAAACAGGGCGGGACAAGGGCGACAUGGAACAGGCCAUCCUUGAAAUGCAGAAGAAACUUGAAGCUAGACAAGCAGAGUUUCUAGAAAUGAAGUCCAGCCUGAAGCACCUUGAAGCUUUGGUUACCCAGCAGAGUAAGGACUUCCAGCAGCUGUGUGACCAGCUGGGCCAGCUGAAUGUCCCCUGUGUCCUAGCAGAGCUGAAGAGAUUGACCUCCAUGCCUGGAGUGCCCCGGCACGUGAAAGACAGCACUUCCCAGACCUCACCACCUCUGGCCCAGAGCCCGCAUUUCAGCAGGCAGGACAAACAUGCCUCUGAGGAACCAGUGAUGGGGCAGGCCCAGGCCCUCCCUGCUGCACAGAAGGUUAGAAUGGGCUCCCUGCGGCCUGGGGCCCUUGGUGCCUGGGGUGAGGGAGCCAAGAGUGCUGCUCUCCAAGAAGAGGCUGCGCUGCUGACAACUGGAGGAGGCAGAAGAAACAGGCGCAUAAGUGACAAGGCCAUGCAAACGCCCUGCAAGAAGCAGGACGUUACUAAGACAGGCUCUGAGAGCCAUGGGGCCAGCAUCCUGGCUUCCCAAGGAGCUCCGCGGCUUAUAUCCCUGGACUUAAACAACUUUGCAACCAGCAGUAAGAACACCCGCCAAAAACGUCGAGCCAAAGGGAUGUUUCCAUGCAACACCUCUGACCAAAAUGUAGUGACUGAACAGAAAGGCACAACUGUAGAAAAAGGGGGGACAAAGAAGCAGCAGCAGCCCAGGAAAGCCCGCAGAGGCAGGCCCCUAGCCAGGAAGCAAGAGCAAAACCCAAGCAAAACCCGUGCUUUCAAUUCUAAAUGUCCUCAAUCUCCAGUUUCUGGCUCCCAAAGGUCCCCCCCAGAGCAGCAGGAACCCCUUGUUCAACCCCUGCAUCUGCACUGCCCCAGGAGCCCCAUAGAGUCAGCCUGCCCCUCUCUGGGAGGAAGACUCACACCCAGAAAGAGGGCGAGCCAGGUGCAAGGGGAUGUCUUGCAGCCCAGAGGGCGUGCUUCCCAAAACAAGAGCUCCCAUGGGGACCACCAGAUAAGCUGGUUCAGCGACCUCAACCUUGAAAGUUUCGAGUCCCCUCUGUGCAAGAAGCCAGGGAAGAGCCUGCUCUAUGACCUGUGCUUUGAUAGCAGCGAUGAUGGCUUCUGACCAGCCACAGUGACCUCAGCUCAGCUGAUGGUUUAUUGGUCUCCGCUGGAAAGACAAAUUACAGAGAGGUUGGCUCUAAGCCUGCUUGGGACCCUCAGGGUCAAGAAGCCCUGCUGAAGGGGUCAGGAUGCAGAUCUGGCAUCCUGGGUACCAGGUGCUGCCCAUGACAGGGCAUAAGGGACAAGUGCACACUUAUUUAUUGGAAUGAAGAAGGUGGUGAUGAGAGCUGGCACGGGGCACCUGGAAGUGGGGCUGAGCUGGUGAAAGGAAGGCUGGCCCCCAAAGGGAGCACCGACUAGCAGAAGACUCUCAGUUGCUGUGGGAACACAGCUCUCAAACAAUAUGUUUGGUCUUCACAAUAUUCCCUACACGUGACCAAUACCUUUCCAGGCCUCAGGAUUUUUUUUCUUAUUAUUUUUAUCCAGUUUUGCUGUCAGGGUAUUUGCAUUUUUCAGUGGACAUAUUACAGGACACGUUAACUCGGUCUUCUGUGAAGAGAAAUAGAGUUAAAGCUACCAGUGUCAGAGAGGUGACAGGCAGCAAACUAAUGCCCAGAGCACUGCUGUUCACAAGCCACGCAAUUCCUUUUCUCCACAUCCUGUUUUUCAACCACUUUUAAAGUUAAUAGAGCAGCUGUGAGUCUUGUAUUAUUUCUGGACAUCAGUGGGCUUAUGAGACUUUGGUUUUCCAUUUAUAUCUUGCUGACG